Molecule: messenger RNA, 2448 nt
Organism: Scomber scombrus (Atlantic mackerel)
Lineage: Eukaryota; Metazoa; Chordata; Actinopteri; Scombriformes; Scombridae
Product: electrogenic aspartate/glutamate antiporter SLC25A12, mitochondrial-like
Exons: 18
Coding region: 1-2043 (680 amino acids)
Biological process (GO): aspartate transmembrane transport; malate-aspartate shuttle; L-glutamate transmembrane transport
Molecular function (GO): L-aspartate transmembrane transporter activity; L-glutamate transmembrane transporter activity; calcium ion binding
Source: RefSeq, a predicted model, not a curated record
AUGGCGGUCAAGGUGCAAGCGACAAAAAGAGCCGAAACCAAUGACUUGAAGGCAAUCUUUCUGAAGUAUGCCAGUGUGGUGCAAGAUGGAGAGAAUUACAUGACCCCCAAAGACUUUGUGCAGAGAUACCUGGGUCUGCACAACCAGCCUCAACAUAAUCCCAAAACUGUUGGGCUGAUAGCUGGAGUGGCUGACACCACUAAAGAUGGACUGAUCUCUUUCCAGGAGUUUCUGGCCUUUGAAUCAGUUCUAUGUGCACCAGAUGCCCUGUUCGUAGUUGCCUUUCAGUUGUUUGACAAGACCGGCACAGGGGACAUCUCAUUCGAGAAUGUACGUGACAUCUUCAGCCAGACGACAGUUCAUCACCACAUACCCUUCAACUGGGACUGUGAGUUCAUCAGACUACACUUCGGCUAUGAAAGAAACAGGCGCCUCAGCUACACAGAGUUCACCCAGUUUUUGCAGGAGCUGCAGUUGGAGCAUGCCCGCCAGGCUUUUGCACAAAAAGACAAAAGUAAGAGUGGCACCAUCACUGCCUUGGACUUCAGUGACAUCAUGGCCACCAUCAGGCACCACAUGCUGACUCCAUUUGUGGAGGAAAACCUGGUUUCAGCUGCAGGAGGCACCACCUCCCACAUGGUGAGCUUCUCCUACUUCAAUGCCUUCAACGCCCUCCUCAACAACAUGGAGCUGGUCCGCAAGGUUUACAGCACCCUCGCUGGCACACACAAAGCGACGCUUGUUACCAAAGAGGAGUUUGUUCACGCUGCUAAUAAGUUUGGUCAAAUCACUCCAAUGGAGAUUGACAUCCUGUACCAACUUGCUGGUCUCCACUCUCACUCUGGGCGACUGAACCACGUAGACAUCGAGAGGAUAGCCCCGCUGGAAGAAGGAAACAUGCCGUACCACCUAGCUGAGGCCCAGAAACAGCACCAUCACGAAGCGUCUCGGCCCAUCUAUCUCCAGGCUGCAGAGUCUGGCUAUAGGUUUGCUCUGGGCGCAAUCGCUGGAGCCACUGGCGCCACGGCUGUGUACCCCAUUGACCUGGUGAAGACACGCAUGCAGAACCAGCGCUCCACAGGCUCCUUUGUAGGAGAGCUGAUGUACAAGAACAGCUUCGACUGCGCAAAGAAAGUGCUCCGUUACGAGGGCUUCUUCGGAUUUUACAGAGGUCUCCUCCCGCAGCUCAUCGGCGUUGCCCCGGAGAAAGCUAUCAAACUCACGAUGAAUGAUUUUGUCAGAGACAAGUUCACCCGCGAUGAUGAUACCAUCCCACUGUUUGCAGAGAUUCUUGCUGGUGGAUGUGCUGGAGGUUCCCAGGUGAUUUUCACCAAUCCUCUGGAGAUCGUUAAGAUCCGUCUGCAGGUGGCCGGAGAGAUCACCACAGGCCCCAGGGUCAGUGCCCUGAAUGUUGUGAGAGACCUGGGCUUCUUUGGCCUCUACAAGGGAGCAAAAGCGUGCUUCUUGCGUGACAUCCCCUUCUCCGCCAUCUACUUCCCCGUUUAUGCCCACACCAAGGCGAAGAUGACAGAUGAUGAAGGAAGGCUGGGGGCACUGCAGCUGCUCACUGCUGGAGCGAUUGCAGGUGUACCGGCGGCAUCAUUGGUGACCCCUGCUGAUGUCAUCAAGACCAGGCUCCAGGUGGCGGCCCGAGCAGGCCAAACGACAUACAGUGGAGUCGUCGACUGUUUCCGGAAGAUCCUUAAGGAGGAAGGUUUUAAGGCAUUUUGGAAGGGCGCAGGAGCUCGCGUCUUCAGAUCGUCGCCACAGUUUGGUGUAACCCUGGUAACCUAUGAACUGCUGCAGAGAUGGUUCUAUGUUGACUUUGGAGGACAUCGUCCUGUUGGCUCCGAGCCCACUCACAAACCCGUGAUCAAGGACCUUCCCUCUGUGACUGCAGACCAUGUGGGCGGCUACCGUUUGGCUGCUGCAACCUUUGCUGGCGUGGAAAGCAAGUUUGGUCUGCACCUCCCUAAGUUCAAGCCACUUGGAGAGGUGAAAAUCAAACCAGCGGAAUCAACAAAAGAGCCACAAACCUCAUAAACCAUCACUUAUUAUGACUGUGAGGGCUGCAUGCUCCUCCGGUCAUUAUCUUUCCUCCAAAUGGCUUUAUUGAACCACGUUUCAAUUACAUGCAUUUGAGUGGUUGUCUUAUUUUGAAUGCUGCAUGAGUAUAGUUUUUUUUUGCGUUUCCUUUGCAUAGCUUGCACAUCUUAAUUGUACAUAUUGUACUUCUCUAUAGAGGGACAUUAUGGCAUUACAAAGGAUUGUCACUGCGUUUUUACGGUGAGCGAUAGCUUUGGUUUGCAUGUGUCAGUUAUAUUUCAGAGACACGAGGAUGUACAGAUGUUUUCAAAGUGUUUAUUUUGAAAUCAUGAGACCAGGGUCUUGGGAAAUAAUUUAAAUGUAUUUAUUGUAUUUUAUUGAAAUAAAUCAUUUCAAACUGUU